UUUCUGAUAGGUUCCUUCCUUCUACAUUAUUAAUUGUUGUUGUUAGUCUUUAACAUCACAAUUCUUCUAUUGCUUCCGAAUACUGAGAGCUUAUUUCUGACUUACCACAGUACCAAACCGAAGAUGGCUGAGACUGUCCUUAGUGUUGUUGCCGAGGAAAUACUAGGCAAGCUGAUUUCACUUGCUACUGAGCAGAUCAGCGUUGCUUGGGGUUUCAAGGAUGAGCUGAUGCGGCUUCGUGAGUCAGUAGAGAUGAUUCAAGAUGUGUUAGCUGAUGCAGAGAGAAGGCAAGUGAGUGACCGGUCCGUGAUGCGUUGGCUGCAGAGGCUUAAAGAUGUUGCUUAUGAUGCUGAUGAUGUGCUGGACGAGCUUGCUUACGAGAUUCUCAGGAGAAAGGUGGAGAUCCGAAACCAAAUGAAGAGAAAGGUAUGCUUCUUCUUUUCAUUUUCAAACCCCAUUGCAUUCCGUUUCAAGAUGGCCAACAAAGUUAAGUCCAUUCAUGAAUCGCUAAAAAGGAUUAAUGAUGAAGCAAAACCAUAUGAUCUUGCUAAAGUGGGACCAGUAAAUGCAAAUCUUGAGAUUAUCCCAAAGCGAGAGACAGACUCCUCUGUUGAUCAUUCUGAAGUCGUAGGAAGGGAAGAUCCUGCCUCAGAAAUAGUAAAGUUGUUGCUUAAUGCAGCUAGUCAACAACUUUCUGUCAUUCCUAUAGUAGGAAUGGCAGGUUUGGGAAAAACAACCCUAGCAAAACUAGUGUACAAUCAUGAGUCAGUAAAAAAACAUUUUGAUAAGACAAUAUGGGUAUGUGUCUCCAAUGAGUUUGAAGAUAAAAAGAUUUUAGAAGAGAUUCUUGAAUCCCUUACUGAUAAGCCAAGUCCAUUAAAAAAUAAGAACACAAUACUUGAACGCCUUCAAAAAGAGUUAAAAGGUCAAAAAUAUAUUCUCGUACUUGAUGAUGUAUGGAAUGAAGAUCCUGAGAAAUGGGAGACUUUAAAGAGUUCUUUGAAAGGAAUGAACUCGAAUGUGGGAAAUAGUAUUAUUGUAACAACCCGUAGUGAUAAGGUGGCUGAAAUUAUGGAGACACAGACUCGACAUCACUUAGAAAAACUAUCAGAAGAUGAUUGUUGGUUCAUAAUUAAAAAAAAACUAUCUCUUAAUGAAAAUAUUCUACUAACUCCAGAUAUGGAGGCUAUUGGAAGGGAGAUCGCAAAAAAAUGUGGUGGGGUUCCAUUACUUGCAAGAGUUUUAGGAGGGACGAUGUCUCGUAAAAAGGUGAAAAGUGAAUGGUUGGCGAUUAAAAACAGUAAGGUUUGGAAUUCCCCAGAUGUUAACAAUGGAAUCUUGUUGAUACUUAAAUUAAGCUUUGAUCAUCUUUAUCCACCAUCUCUAAAAAAUUGUUUCACAUAUUGUGCAAUAUUUCCUAAAGAUUAUAACAUGGGAAAGGAAGAACUAAUUCAACAUUGGAUGGCAGAGGGGUUGCUUCAACAAUCUGAAGGCAUGGAGGAUAUUGGUAAUGAGUAUUUUGAUAAGCUGUUGGCAAAUUCCUUAUUACAAGAUAUAGAAAGGAAUGAUUAUGGUGAUAUUGUAAGUUGCAAGAUGCAUGAUAGUGUCCACGAUCUUGCCCUUUUAAUUUCAACACAGGAAACCUUGCAUUUAGAGGACAAUAUUCGACAUUUACCUCUUAUAUCCAAUGGCCAAACAACAACAACAAUCCCACCACCAAAAGAUGACAUGUCUCACAUUCGAAGUUUUUCUCUUAUAUCCAAUAACCAAGUAACACCAACAAUCCCACUAUCUAGAGAUGUCAUGCGUAGAUUGCGCACAGUUUUUUGGAUGCAUUUUGAUCUUGGCAAUAAGUUAUUAGACUUAAAAUGUGUACGUGAUCUAACUUUAUUUGGGAGGGAGAUAGGAGAGUUGCCCAAGUCAAUUGGUGAGUUUAGACAUUUGAGGCUUCUUCGCAUUGAGGAGACCAAUAUCAAAGCAUUACCCAAUUCUGUUACCAAGCUCUACAACUUGCAAACUUUAGUGAUCAAGGAUUGCGAUGGGCUUGAGAGGCUUCCCAAAGAUCUACGAAAUUUGAUUAGCUUGAGACAUAUUGAUAUUGAUCGUUGGUGUAUAAAACAAUUGCCAAUAAAUAUGGGGCAGUUGACUUGCCUUCAAACGUUGCCUUUCUUUGUCAUCGGUCAAGAUGCUGGUCAUCGAAUUGAAGAAGUGGGAUGCUUAAGCCAACUCAGAGGAGAAUUAAGUAUCUACAAUCUAGAGCAUGUGAGAGAUAAAGAAGAAGCCAAAACUGCAAAUUUAGUGGGAAAGGCAGGAGUGCAGAAGUUGGGAUUCUAUUGGAAUAGAGAAAGGGAUGGAAACAAUAACGAUGAGGAUGUACUGGAAGGCCUUCAACCUCACCCAAGUUUGAAAAGCUUAGAGAUUGAAAAUUUCAAGGGUGAGAAGUUCCCUUCAUGGAUAUUGGCACGUGAUAACAGUAGUGGUGGUUUGUUUGUUUUGGACCAUCUGUUGGAAAUUCGUUUAGAAAACUGUAACAAGUGCAACAAGCUUCCUACACUUGGGCAUUUACCCCAUCUCAAGGUUCUUCAAAUAAGGGAAAUGGAUAACGUGAAAUGUAUAGGAACAGAGUUUUACAUUAAUUAUGGUGGUGAGAGAUCAAGUAAUAGUGGAGGUGGUAGUGGCAGAAAUGUGGUGUUCCCAGCUUUGAAAACACUUGUUUUGGAGCGGUUGUACAAUCUAGUGGAAUGGAAGGACGCAGUGGAGUCGAAAACAAUAGAAACGGUGCUGCCUCAAGAUGCAACCUCUCUCCAAUCAUUCACAAUAAUUGGAUGUAAGAAAUUGAGUGAAUUGUCGAACGCACCGCUCACCCUUCCUUCUCUUGAGACGUUUGAAGUAAUUAGGUGUCCUAAUUUGAGAUCCUUUCCAAGUCUACAAGGUGCGGGGUCCCUUCUCCGAAGUCUGGCAAUAUCGUGUGGUGACGAAGUUCUACCGACUGCGUUACAAUCCUGCACGUCGCUUUCAAUUUUGAGUAUAAAAGAGUGUCCAAAUCUUAUAUUAAUUCCAGAGCUACGAAAAUUGCAUUCUCUUACGCUGUUACAAAUUUGGGAUUGUCCUAAUCUGAAAUCAAUUCCAGAUCUAGGAGAAUUGCAUUCUCUUACCGACCUAAGCAUUUUCCGUUGCCAAACGUUAAAGUUAACGUGUUUGCCAAAGGGGUUAGAGUGCGUCACCCGCUUAAAGUCUUUGGCGAUCGGUGGGUUUUGUGAAGAGUUGGAUGCGUUCCCCAGUCUGAGUUCCAUCCAACACUUGCACAUGUCCCUUGAAUCACUACAGUUGUAUGGGUGGGCUAAACUCAACUCUCUCCCGGACGAAAUACAACACUUAACUUCACUUAAAUAUCUGCACAUAAACAACUUUGAUGGACUGGAAGCUUUGCCUGAGUGGUUGUGCGACUUUUCUUCUCUUCAACGACUGGAACUUUGGUCCUGCGAGAACCUGAUGCAUUUGCCCACAUCGCAAGCCAUGCAACGCCUCACUAAAUUGCAAUCAUUGUGGAUUACUUCUUGUCCCAAAUUACAGGAAAGAUGUGCAAGAGGUAGCGGGGCAGAGUGGUCCAAAAUCGCCCAUAUUCCAUAUGUCGAUGUCUAA
Messenger RNA from Quercus lobata, 3642 nucleotides. Its product is annotated as putative disease resistance protein RGA1. The transcript has a single exon. Gene Ontology annotation, molecular function: ADP binding. The coding region runs from base 124 to 3642 and encodes 1172 amino acids. The record is from RefSeq and is a predicted model, not a curated record. NCBI's taxonomy places the organism in Eukaryota, Viridiplantae, Streptophyta, Magnoliopsida, Fagales, Fagaceae.